AUGGAAGAGAUUAAAGAGAGUUCUGGAGCUCUUAGAAGGCCAAGAGAAAAUGAAAGUGAUAAAGAAUCUCAAAGUACUUAUCCUAAAAAAUCAAUUAAUGACAAGUUAACGCUCAUGACGCAACAUGCGAGCAAUAGAGCUAAAAAAUCAGAGCUAAAAAUUCACAUUAAUGAACUCGAAAAAUUGGUCCAUUGGCAUGGACUAGAAGAAGAACAGCUAUCAGAUCUUUUGGAUCUAGUAUUUAGUGCAAAGCUUGAUGCUGUGGAUACCAAACGGAUUAUCAAGUUGCUUAUUCCACGACGAAAAAUUUCCGAAAAUCUCGUGAUAAAAAUAUUGGGAAAACUAGGAUAUGGGUUGGUAACUCACCCAAUUCAGGUGAAAAGAAGAAAAGUCGAUGAAAUAAUAAUUCCAAGGGCUCAAACAUCAAACGUGACCGAGAAAUCAGUUACUAUCGACGAUGUUAUCAAUUUUAAGCAACUCGCUUCUAAAAUUGACAAACUUGAAUUACCCAAUCAACUAGCGUCUGCUCUAGAUAACCGGAUGCUACAGCAUAUACUUAUUUGCAAUCCUGAAAGGAUCACCUUGACGCGAAUAACUAAUUGGUUAUCACAAUGCCUUAUGGAAUUGACGUAUUGGAGUGACCAAGAUAUAGAGACAAAAAAUCGUCUAACGAGUUUAUUGGAAAAACUUAUUGUAAUGACUGAAUUUAUUAAGGAAUUACUUCCUAUUUUUGAAGAUUUUCUCAAAAAAUUUAUUAUAACCUGGAAUGGUGAACAGAAUCAAGAGUUAAUUUUCAAAUUGUUAACUUAUAUAAAACCGCAAGCGUUUAAUGAUUUAUAUCAAGAUUUUUUGUUUCCUUUGCAUAGACUCUUUUAUGUAUCAUCAGCAGAAUGGAAGGCAAAAUUAAUACUAUGUUAUGUAACAUUGCUUCGAUAUUGGGCUUCGCUGAUAGCGAUAAAAAGUGAUAGUCAAGAAUCCCUGGAUCAAACUAAUGAUUCUGCCAAACACUUUAUUUUCGGGCAAAUGGAUCCUAGCCUUGAUUAUAUGGAAAGCAUCCAGAAAUUUAUAUUAUACUGCGAUGAUAUCUCAAUCACUUCUUUAGAGGCGGAAAAUGACGAUAUAGUGAUUCAACAUGCAGUUCUAUCGUUCUAUGAAUCCGUGGUCUCGCUACAACUAGAAAAUAGUUGGGAUAAAAUAGUAAUGCCAUCUUCAUCAAUUGUUUAUCGUUGUUUCUUUUCUUCCUCUGGCAUGGCAUUAUCGAGAAUUUGUGCAAUCGUCUUACAUUAUAAAGAAGCCUUUGAUAAACGAGAAAAAAGAGCUAUUCAGCUCGGAAUAUUUCGCCAUAAUCGAAGCUACGUAAAUCAUUUCAAUUCAUUUGUGAUGGACAUUUGCAAUUGCUUAUGGCGGAACCGCCCUUUUAGCAAGACGGACAAAAAUUCUAAAGGGUUUCAAUUGGACAACGAAGUGAUUGAAAAUAUUAAAGAAAUUUGUGGAGGAAAUUCUUGGGUCUCUCAUUUUUCAUUGACGCAUUUAUUAUCAUUGUCAUCUUAUUCCAAAAACUGCAUCACUGAAAUAGAAAAUUCCACUCCUAACUUGAUAAAGGAACAAAUCUCUCCGAUAACUUUACAGUCAUUAAAAGAAUCUGCAAAGCUUGGCGGGAUCAAGUUAACCUUCUCAGAAUACCGGGUCAUUUUUUUGAAUUAUCUCUUGGAUCAAGGCUUCUUUGGGUUACAUGCAUUCCUAUACAAUUCUUUAACUUCAUUAUCAAAAAUGAAGCCGCAAUCUUGA
Ambispora gerdemannii is the source of this 1788-nucleotide messenger RNA. The record is from the annotation of a GenBank genome assembly. NCBI's taxonomy places the organism in Eukaryota, Fungi, Glomeromycota, Glomeromycetes, Archaeosporales, Ambisporaceae.